AUGAAGUAUAAGGCAAUAUAUACCUUCCUCGGUUUAAUAUGGCUUGGUCUUUUGACAUACACAACAUCAACACCUUUAUCACCCGCAUUAAAUCAAGUUACUAAUCCUAAAGAUUUACUUUCACAUCACAACAAAAGAUUCAAAAAGCAUAGACCAGUAAGGAAGGGUAACAAAAAUGGUUCAGAUUCACAACCCGAGGACACAUCAGAUACAUCACCCUCUCCCGAUAAUCCUUCUACAGUAGAAGUUUCAUCACCCGAUUCUACUGAUUCAUCGACAAAUCCCACCGAUGCAUCAACCAAUCCUACUGGCACAUCAAAACAAACUAGUCCAACUGGAAACCCCACGGGUACUUUAUCCUCAUAUCCUACAAAUACAAAUCCGCCUGUUAACUUAGCUACAGCAAAUUCUCCUGGCAUUUUUCAACCAUUUAAACCACUGGCACGAACAAAUGGUCCAGUAACACGUAAAUAUACAUUCACAUGUAAAAGAACUAACUUGGAUCCCGAUGGCUUUACUCGUGUGGUGUGGGCCGUAAAUGGACAGUAA
Cetraspora pellucida is the source of this 549-nucleotide messenger RNA. Lineage: Eukaryota; Fungi; Glomeromycota; Glomeromycetes; Diversisporales; Gigasporaceae. The record is from the annotation of a GenBank genome assembly.